UUUCCGGGUAGCGUUGGGUUGUCAUAGCUCUUAGCUUGCAUGCAAAAGUUAUCGAAGUACAAUCCCUCAUUGGCGUUUUUAACAGCAUAUGCUCGAGGAACACAUGACAAGGGAACCAUGAAGGAUGGGAAAGAUCCAAAUGACACCGAAUGGUUGAUUUAUUAAAAAGAGCUGAGACUAAGAUAUUCAAAAACAGAAUGUCAACAACACGGCCCCUCCUCGGUAUGAAGCGAAUCACCGAGGUAACCUGUUCGGAACCGCCGGGAAAUGGGCUGUCAUCCUGCGCUAGCCACCAACAGCGAGAGACCGUGGACGAGUUUACGGUCCAUGAAGACAAGCAAGAAGAGCUUAAAUGUGCCAAGGCCAGAGUAGAAAAGGUUUUUAAGGUAGCUUUCACUAUUAUCGGCCUUUUGGAUCACACUGGAGCCCACGGUAGUAAAGCAUCACGGCAGAUCUGGCUUCAGCUAAAAGGAAAGAGUGACGAUGUAUCGAAAGCAAAGGAGUAUCUGAAGGGACUGUGUGAUCCUGAACUGCAGGAAGAUGAGCGAUACCCGGUAGACAUGCAUUGCAUCUUUGCCGGUGCCCGCGGCCUAUUCUUGGACCGCCUAUUGAGAGACACCAGCGCAGAGGUUUUGGUCCUGGAGCCGGGCCUGCUGCGGCUGGUAGGCCGGGCCGAGCCUGUUGUCAUGGCGCAGAGCCGCGUGCAGCAGUUUGUGGCCCUAUUCCAGGAGAAGCGAAGUCUGCCCGGCGACAGGGAGCCUGCAGUGAAGAGAAGCUUCAAGGCGUUUGUGGAGGAAAGAGACGACAAGUACACCAUGGAGCUGCUGCUGCUGCCCAGUGCUCUGAAGGAAGAGCUGCUGGGACUGGCCAGCAGCCUCACGCAGACCCAUCCCCAGACGCAAAGCCCCAUCCCUGGGGGGGCGGACUCAGACCAGGACCGUUCGCAGAACAGCACGCCCGUCACGGAACUCUCCAACCGCAUCCUGGACACCAGCUUCGAUGAGAGCCCCCAGGUUGGGGCGGUGGCCAUGGGGAGGGGUGGGACUGAAGCUGAGGGGAGGAGCGGCGCCAGGAGCGGGGCAGGCUCUGGCUCGGGGCUGGACACGGUCUUCCUGAACGGACGUCCCUCCCACAAGCGUCGCUCAUCAGAGAGCGAGCUGAGAGACACUAAGAGGCAGUACUCCCUGGAGAGGAGGGAAGAGUCCCUGGAGAGGGAGAGGCGCACCGGGGGUCACGGCGGCCAGGACGGCCAGUCUAAGACGCCUUCCGCCCCGUCGUCCACCGGCAGGGCCAGCUGCAGCCCCCUGGGCCCCCCUAUCAUGCUGGACAGCGACGUGUCGGACGAGGGCGAGGCGGUGAGCCCCGAGACCAACCUGCGUUGUCUGGUCAACUUCUUCCGGACCAUGGGCUACCAGCAGGAGGUGGUGGAGCGCGUGGUGAGGAGGACUGGCCAGACGGAGGACACCUUCCUGCUGCUGGAGCGCAUCGUGGAGGAGAGCCGGAGGGCGGAGGCCCAGGGUGGGGUGAGAGACAGGGAGGCCGACAGGGGAGGCGGGGGGGCCUCACCACGCACUACAGAGACGUCCUUCGCGCCCUCCUCCGCCCCUUUCUCCUCGACGCUCCCGAGCAGCAGGGAGAAGGAGCGGGGCCCAACCAGAAGCCUGGCAGACGUCCGUGCCAAGGAGAACAUCAAGCCCUUGGGCAGCAGCUGCAGUAACGGCGUGGCCCAGCGGGGGCACAGUUGCGCUGUGAGGAGCAGCAGUGCCCAGGGCCGAGCCAACGAUGUUAUCACCAUCGACGACGAGGACGCAGGCGAUGAGAACAUCCCCAAAAUGGUGGACCACCUCAACAACCAAUCCGGGUCCAGGAUGGACUACCCGUCUAGGAGUGGAGGCCAGCUGGACUACCUAUCCCGGGGCGGGUCUCAGACACUGGGGGCGGUUCGUGUGGAGAGUGUAACGGCUCUGCGCAGCGCUCCGCAGUGGUUGACCCAGACCACAGAACCUCGGCCAGGCUGCUCCUACCAGACCCUGGCCACCUCCAGACUGGAGCCCCCAGCCCCCCAGCCAGCACCCCCUGUCACAGGGAUGACUCGCUUCCAGCAGUCCCUGAAGACUCCUUAUACCCUGACCCUGGCCAACCAGCCUGGCAGGCCUGACCUCAGACACAUCGUUAUAGACGGCAGCAACGUGGCCAUGGCCCAUGGCCUCCACCGGUUUUUCUCCUGCCGAGGCAUCGCCAUCGCCGUGGAGGCAUUCUGGAGGCGGGGCCACCGAGAGAUCACCGUCUUUGUCCCCCAAUGGCGGCAGAAGAAGGACCGCUGCACCACAGAGCAACACUUCCUAAACCAGUUGGAGGACCUCAGACUACUGUCAUUCACCCCCUCCAGAGAGGUUUGUGGUCAGAGAAUCUCCUCCCAUGAUGACAGGUUCCUUCUGCACCUGGCAGAGAAGACGGGCGGGGUCAUCGUAACCAAUGACAACCUGCGGGACUUUGUCAACACCUCAGAGGCAUGGAGGAGGAUCAUCCAGACAAGGCUGCUGCAGUUCACCUUUGUUGAAGACAUCUUCAUGAUCCCUGACGACCCCCUGGGCAAGCAUGGACCUCACUUGGAGGUCUUCCUACGCAAGGACAACAGGAGGAGUCCUGUGACACCCCCUCCUCAUCGGCCAGACUUCCGGCCCGUCCCCCCGGUCUACGUCCAAGCCGUCCAGUCUUCCCCUCGUCCCCCAGCGACCCCCGAGCCGCAACCUCCCUCCCACCACUCGGUCUCCUAUCCCCCGUCCACCCCCCAGCCUCGGGCCCACCCUCACUGGCCCCACUCCGGGCCCCCCGGCUGGCAUCCUCCUCGAUCGUCGUCCUCCCCCCCGCCCCAGCGCUCCCCGGGGGAGACCAUGGAGCUGAAGAGGAAGCUGUAUGACAUCUUCCCUGACCAGAAGCAACGCAUCGACAGGAUCCUAACAGACAACCCUUACAUGAGGGACUUGAACGCACUGUCGGGACUGCUGCUGGGAUGAAGUGACACACACACACACACGCGGAUGGCUGUUAAUCGACAAAAGAGACAAAGGGAGAGGACAUUGUGCUUUUUGGAGUUUUCGUUGUUUUUGAUUAAAGACAAAAUAAGAGGCAUCCGUUCAAUUACUUUGUUUAGAAGGAAUCAUUCAUGCUGUCAGAUCCUCCUUUAUCCUAUUCCCUAAAGAUCAACACUAGUGUGAAUUGAACAUUAUCAGCCACAAGCACAAACUGCACUUCUCACAGGUCUCACUUUAUUUGGCAUAUUGAGAAAAAAUAUAUAUUGCUUGACCUCGGAAGACCACAAGCUGUCCAGAGGGCACAUUUGAUAUGCACUUGUUUUUUGAUGAACAUAAUCCUUUCCCCUCUAAUUAGCUGUGCACAAAGUCUCUAAAUUUUCUGAUGGAAAUGCCUGUUGCUAAAGGAAAUUCCCUUGGCUUUCUUGUUGUAUUAUAUUUACAGUUUUUAUUCAAUGGUUUGGGUUUUUUGUAAAUACUGUGAAGGUUUUUGGCCAUUGUUCAAAUAUGUUAUUUUUGGUGAACAAUCACAUCAGUCUGUAUAGGGGUAUUUGUUGUGCAUGAUGGAUAUACAUGACUUUGUUAUUACCUGCCUGCCUUUUUAUUCCAGUGUGUGAAAUGUACACAUUUACCAACAGUUACACAACAUUCUCUACUAGCUAUAGCACAUACACACAGUAUGUCAAGUACACUAAGACUUUAAAGUGGGAUUAUCUAUUGAUCGUGUUGGAUUCCAGAUUAUUUUGUACACUGAUUUGUCAUAGUACAUUACUAUGGAGUUGACCUAAUGUUGAGUGUGUCCUCUGCUGCCUGACAGCCCUUGAGACUCCCCAGUGAUUCAGAGUCCAAUUUUAAAAUGCCAAGACCUAACUAUCCAUUGUUACUCAACUAGCUGCUGGAACAAUUUGUACUGUCUCUUGUGCAAUGCAAUCUCUCUUUUAUGCACAUAUGGCAUAAACAGCCAACUCAUGGUUGGUCAAUUGAACCAGCAUGGCCACUAGAGGGCAGUAUAAACCAAGCUACUCUAACCCGACACAGCGUGAUUGAUUGGACCCCCUUUCGUCUUCAGAACUGCCUUCAUUUAGGCUAUUUAAUACAAUUAAACUGCACAGAGAAUCGCCGUUUAGGUAUUUUUGUAAACAACCAAUAUAACAUUUUUUUGCUCUGAUUGGUUUUAUGUAUCCAAUUUUAUCCUUCAAGAGGCAUUUUAGUCUCCUCUGCACCUGUUGAUAAUGCCCCUUUAUUUGGAAAUGGAGAAUUAGGUUAACUCAAUGUCAAACUCAUUGCUUUUGCGAAUUUGUCUGACGAUCAGGCUUGGUCAAGAUGAUCUGCUGGAGUUCAAACCAAGAAUCAGAAUGAGGAAGAAAGGUGAUAUAAAUUACUUUGAGCGUGGCUAUUGGUGUUGGUGCGAAAUGUACUGGCUUGAGUGUUAGAAACCGCUGAUCUACUGUAGCCAUCAUCGCCACCAGACCAAUUUGAUUAGAUGUUUGCGUUAAUGCGCAGUUGAACUAGUGUACCUAAUGAAGUUGCCGGAGAGUGUAUAUGGGGCAGAUUUCUUAGUUGUUUUUGCUAUGUAUCACACAGAGACAAAUAAACUGUACAAUUAUCGCAGACAUACAGAUUUGUAUAUUGCUCUCUGGUGAUGAGAAGUCACUGUGCUGUAUCCUUGCUGUAUAAUUCAUUCUCUUUUUGGAGAUGUGUAUCAGUCUGGUAAAUGAGUGAGGUCACGUUUCAGUUUUGGGUGCAUCUUAAUAGUCUACAGUGGUUAUCUUACCUCCCAUUUCCUGUCUUUCUUUUGCACGUAUAUGACUGAUUUCAAUACGUGAAAGUGGAUGCCUAGCAGGUGUUCACUGCACUAAAACCUGUCGUGUGAUAUUUAAUCCGUUUACAUUCAGUAUAAACAAUGGGAUGUGUGUGGGAACACUUUAAAGUAUUUAGAUCCUGCCCCUCUGUCACAAAAUAGUGUCUCUUUUCUCUUAAUUUUAUGAUCAAAUGGAUGUGAUGACUGUAUGGUUUACAUGGCUUUUCUUUCCAGGUUUCUCAGAGGUGGAGAUUGAAUGGUGUACAGUUGAAUUGUGGGUAUCUCACAGUCUGCUGACUGACUGACUCACUGUCUGACUGACAGGGUGUACAUAUUUCUGCUGGCUGGUUCACGUCAAUAAAAACCAUGUGUUUGUCAUAGACAGA
Molecule: messenger RNA, 5219 nt
Organism: Osmerus eperlanus (European smelt)
Lineage: Eukaryota; Metazoa; Chordata; Actinopteri; Osmeriformes; Osmeridae
Gene: n4bp1
Product: nedd4 binding protein 1
Exons: 7
Coding region: 150-3017 (955 amino acids)
Biological process (GO): negative regulation of proteasomal ubiquitin-dependent protein catabolic process; negative regulation of protein ubiquitination
Cellular component (GO): nucleus; PML body
Source: RefSeq, a predicted model, not a curated record